This is a messenger RNA of Musa acuminata subsp. malaccensis (wild Malaysian banana), 1478 nucleotides long. RefSeq lists its product as uncharacterized. The record is from RefSeq and is a predicted model, not a curated record. Lineage: Eukaryota; Viridiplantae; Streptophyta; Magnoliopsida; Zingiberales; Musaceae.
UGUAAGAACAGGGAUAGAUCGGACUGAUCGAUAAGGGUCAAGUCUACCAUUGAUGCGGAUGUGAAGAAUAAAGCAUCAUGAGAACUUUGUUGCUCUAUUCUUUCCACAAAGGAGCGUGUGUUGACGAGAUCGUAUUGAUCGAUAAGGGUGAAGUCUUCCAAUGAUGCGGAUGUGAAGAAUAAAGCAUCAUGAAAGCUUUGUUGCUUUCUCUGUUUUCCAGAGCGUGUGUUGACCGCGACCUAAGUCCUCGUACCCUUCCCACUCCAUCUUGACUUGUGAUCGGACGGCAGAGAUGUUAGAUGGAGGGAGAGCGGAUGAUCGAUGUGGAGUGUCAUCGAAUCCAAGGAUUCGGAGCCACGUGCGCCUUGAACCACUGAGGGCGCGUACGUUUGACCGAGAGUAAGCGAUCCCUCUGUGCGAUCCUCCAAUCGUGCGGCUCAAAAGACAAGAGUAGUCCGUCGUACGACUUCGGGCGUCGACGCAUUUCCCACGCGACCACCUGUUGGUCUUACGCCAGACGAGCCGUCGACCACCAUCCCAUCUAACCCUACGCAUCCCUUGCACUGAUCAUAAUAGAAACCGGGGAGGGCGAGAGGCAGAUCAUUUAGGGAGGGAGAGAGAGAACGAGAGGAAUUCUCCACCUCCGCUCGAUUCCUCUCCUCAAGCUCCUCUUCGUGAGCGAGCGAGAGGAAUUCUCCACCUCUGUUGGAUUCUCCUCGAUUUCCUCUUCGUCAGAGAGAGAGAGAGAGAGAGGAUUCUCCACCUCCAUUCGACUCCUCUCCUUAAGGCUCCUCUUCUUCGUCUUCCUUCCUUGUCCACCUACUUUCCUCACCGAGAAGGCAAAUGGCGUUAGCAGCAGCGGCGGCGGGGUAUGUGACUAUGAGGGCGGAGAAGGGUGUUGGGGCACCGCCGUCGUUGUUCGGGGCGGACUACAUGUUCCGGUGGGAGCAGCAGGGGGAGUACAUGGAGCGGCGGCAGAACUUCCUCCGGAGCUACCACUUCUGCCGCAAGCAGGGCCCCAGGGAGAAGGCGCUCCGCGUCCGCCGCCUCGCCUGGGCCCGCCUCAGCGGCGUCCGCCGCCUGCCGCGCCUCCUCUGGGCCAAGAUCCGCUCCGCCCUCGCCCUCGUCCGCGGCGGGCGCAUGAGAAGGCCAUCCCAACGCAUGGCCUCCGUCUCCUCGUUCCAGCGUCUGCCGCACCGCCGCAGCGCCAGCAACAUCAGCAGCAGCUCCUCCGCGGAGUCGCCCAGGUGGUAGUCGUCAUAGGAGACAGGGGCGGCCGCCUCUCUCAAGAAAGCUCUCUUUCUUCCACUGGCAUUAGAAGUCGUGUCAGCAGGAUAACUGGAAGCAUACGCAUGUGCAACGGCUUCCUUAAACAGGCGCAAGAAAGCCACUGCAAGAACGUUAAGAUGCAUGAAUAGAAUAUAACUAAAUGAUCUCUUAGCAUCCAUUCUUCAGGUCAUUACUUUUAGUUGGAUUUA